This is a messenger RNA of Dermatophagoides farinae (American house dust mite), 1475 nucleotides long. RefSeq lists its product as uncharacterized. The record is from RefSeq and is a predicted model, not a curated record. NCBI's taxonomy places the organism in Eukaryota, Metazoa, Arthropoda, Arachnida, Sarcoptiformes, Pyroglyphidae.
UUUCUUUCCAUUGGUUGUUUUGUUUCUGGAGACAUCUUAUAUGUUGUCAACAAUCGUAUAUGUCAUUAUGACAAAUUUAACCCUGGACAAACCUGAAUUCCGCAUAACACCAAGGCCAAUUUCUUCAAUGAAUAAUGGAUCUGAUAGAAUGAUCGGUAAUGAUGAUGAUUCUUCUGGCUUCAAGUCAAUACCUUCAUUACAAAAAAUGAAAAAUAAACGACAACGAUCCACAUCGCUUACAUUAUCGGGGAAAAAAUUUAUAAAAAAAUUUAUAUCACGAAAAUCAUUACCAUUUAUUCACGAUGAUGAUGAUCAUCAAAUGAUGAUGCAUAAAAAUCGAUUAACGACACAUUCCAAUAAUGAAAAUAUCUGUCCACACACAACAUCCGGUCAUUCGAUGGUAUCGAAACAACAACGGCCAAAAUUGCAACCAUUAAAAUCAGUGAAUAUGGAUUUAAAUAAUGAUGAACAUCGUUUUGAAAAUUUUUAUGAUAAUUAUGACACAAUCACAUCAUCAAGAAUUCAAGUGAAUAUUCUAAAUAAAGCAUACAAACAACAAAAACAAUCUGAACGAAUUCGAUUUGCACAUGAGCAAAUGAAUCGUUCGAAUAAGUCAUCAAAGAAUUCGAAAUCUGAUUCACCCGAUGAUAAUGCAGAUUUAGAAUUAGACAUUGAUAAGUAUCUUGUCAAAAAUCAUGGAAUGUUUUUUGUAUCAUUGGCUGAAGCUAAGCAAUAUGAAUCUGUUUGCAAUCAAUUGCUUGAUGAAAUAAUCGAUGAUGAAAAUAUUAAAUGUAUCGUCCAUAGUUUACAACAAAAAUGGCAAAAAUAUCGACAACAAUCAUCGCGAUUGAUAUUUUUUUAUCAAAUGUUUUCAUUCAUGUUUAAACGUUAUCUACAAAUGACUAUUUGCUGGCAUCAAAAUCCUUGUCCAUCCCAUGUGAAUGUUGCAAGAUUUAAACGAUUCGCUCUGCCAAUCUUACAAGAAUUCAUGAAACUUGUUAAUCCAAAUAAAAAUAUGAUCUUACAGGUUGAACUAUUGGCUGCAAUUGAAUCAUUGAUUUCGCAUAAACAAGAAUACAUGGUUGCUGUGGCCGAUGUUUUUGAUCUAUUAUUAAAAUCACCAUUAAUCGAGUCAUGUGCAUUACUGGAAUGGUCAAGAUUAGAAGAUCCGCAUUGUUAUAGUUGUGAUUCUCAAUUUCAGCAGCAAUCAACAUCGAUGACAAUUAUGAUUUCACAAUCAUCAUCAAACCAUCAUCGAAAAAUGGCUAAAUCGAAAUCAAGUAGUAUUUUGAUGAUAAAUGAUCAUAAACAAGUGAAAGAACAACAGCAACAACCGGGUUCAGCAAGACCAACAAUCCGUAAUCUUAUCAUUAAACAACUUGAAAAGAAUGGAAUACCUUUAUUGAAAAAACAAAUUAGAAAUUCAAUAUCAUAAAUAGUUUUGUCUUUUUCUUUCUUUUUUUUUUUUUUUUUUU